AUGUCGUCUAAUGCGCAUCUACGCAAUCCUCGUCCAAUUCGCGUCGGUUCUCCAAGCGCUAUUCUUCUUCCGUCCACAAAACCGGAAAGUCUUUCUGCGCAUCCCUCUUCAGCUAUACAAAUAAAUCAGACUGUUUCUUCCGCUGAUGUACCCUCCCAGAUGCGCCCGGCACCUCAGACUGUUAUUAUUCCGGCACCUACUACCAUUCCUCAAUAUUCUGGUACACCUUCUGAAAAACCUCUCCAGUUUUUACUUCGUCUUCAGCACUUUGCUUCCAGCAUGUACGGCUGGACUGAUACUGUAUUACUGCAGGGUAUUUCUACCUUUUUACAAGAUACCGCUUUAGACUGGUACACUCAACUCUCCCUUACUCAUGCCCUUCCUACUACUUGGUCGGAGUUUCAACACCUUUUCAUCGAACAAUUUACUUCCCCUCUUCGUCUUGCCCAAACCGAAGAGCAAUGGAAUCACUGUGUUCAACGUUCCGAUGAGCCUAUUAGUCAAUUUUUGGUUCGUUUACGGGGGAUCUGGUAUGAGGCAAAACCGACUGAGACUGAGCAUGAUUUAAUUCAACAUCUUUACGCAAAAAUGCGUCCGGAUCUAGCAACCUUUAUGGGUGUACUCGAGCAUCCUACACUUAAUCAGUUCAUGGAUAAAGCUCGCUCUGCCGAAAAAAUCAUUUUUUCCAUGCAACAACAACAACGUACGCUGAAUCAGAGUGUUGCACCGGCUACCUCUGUGGCUGUGUCCGAUCCUUUUCCUGCAUCUGUAACUCGACGUACCUCGGAUGGGGUAUGUUAUAACUGUAAAAAACCUGGACAUUACUCUUAUCACUGCCGUUCUCACCCUCAGUCACCAUAUCGAAAAAACUGA
Didymodactylos carnosus is the source of this 873-nucleotide messenger RNA. The record is from the annotation of a GenBank genome assembly. NCBI's taxonomy places the organism in Eukaryota, Metazoa, Rotifera, Eurotatoria, Philodinida, Philodinidae.